AUGGGGCCCAUCUCAGCCCCUUCCUGCAGAUGGUGCAUCCCCUGGCAGGGGCUCCUGCUCACAGCCUCACUUUUCACCUUCUGGAACCUGCCCACCACUGCCCAGCUCACUAUUGAAGCUGUGCCAUCCAAUGCUGCAGAGGGGAAGGAGGUUCUUCUACUUGUCCACAAUCUGCCCCAGGACACUCUUGGCUACAACUGGUACAGAGGGGAAACGGUGGACGCCAACCGUCGAAUUAUAGGAUAUGUAAUACCAAAUAAACUAACUACCCCAGGGCCUGCAUACAGCAGUCGAGAGACAAUAUACCCCAAUGCAUCCCUGCUGAUGCGGAACGUCACCAGAAAUGACACAGGAUCCUACACCCUGCAAGUCAUAAAGCUAAAUCUUAUGGAUGAAGAAGUAACUGGCCAGUUCAGCGUACAUCCGGAGACUCCCAAGCCCUCCAUCUCCAGCAACAACUCCAACCCUGUGGAGGACAAGGAUGCUGUGGCCUUAACCUGUGAACCUGAGACUCAGAACACAACCUACCUGUGGUGGGUAAAUGGUCAGAGCCUCCCGGUCAGUCCCAGGCUGCAGCUCUCCAAUGGCAACAGGACCCUCACUCUACUCAGUGUCACAAGGAAUGACGCAGGACCCUAUGAGUGUGAAAUACAGAACCCAGCGAGUGCGAACUUCAGUGACCCAGUCACCCUGAAUGUCCUCUAUGGCCCAGAUGCCCCCACCAUUUUCCCUUCAGACACCUAUUACCAUGCAGGAGUAAAUCUCAACCUCUCCUGCCGUGCGGCCUCUAAUCCACCCUCACAGUAUUCUUGGUCUGUCAAUGGCACAUUCCAGCAACACACACAAAAGCUCUUUAUCCCCAACAUCACUGCAAAGAACAGCGGAUCCUAUGCCUGCCACGCCACUAACUCAGCCACUGGCCGCAACAGGACCACAGUCAUGAUGAUCACAGUCUCUGAUGCUUUAGUACAAGGAAGUUCUCCUGGCCUCUCAGCUAGGGCCACUGUCAGCAUCAUGAUUGGAGUACUGGCCAGGGUGGCUCUGAUAUAGUAGCCCUGGUAUAGUUUCUGCAUUUCAGGAAGACUGGCAGGUAUGAUGGCCUUUCCUCUUGUCCUGUUUCCUGCAGGGCUGACCGCCAUGCUUGGGAGAGGGACCUGUAUCCCGGGACUGGAUCUCCUCCUCCUCCCAAUAAACUCCUGCUUCUCAGCACUAACUCCUGCAUGUCUCUUCUUCCCUGGUCUGCAUGCUCCCUGUACCCCACUGUCUCUUAGCUGUGAUUAUCCCCAGCCUCUGCUCAUUUGUUUCCCAGAUUCAAUGCACUACGAAAGUCUUUUGAUCCUUUCUUAACAUCU
Molecule: messenger RNA, 1352 nt
Organism: Symphalangus syndactylus (siamang)
Lineage: Eukaryota; Metazoa; Chordata; Mammalia; Primates; Hylobatidae
Product: carcinoembryonic antigen-related cell adhesion molecule 8
Biological process (GO): regulation of immune system process; signal transduction
Cellular component (GO): plasma membrane; cell surface
Molecular function (GO): protein tyrosine kinase binding
Source: RefSeq, a predicted model, not a curated record